GUCAUAGGCGCGAGUGCGACUUGUGCCAUCUGCUGCGAGGCAUUUCGUUUCGUGGCGUCGAUUCAUUUACAGCAAUUUUUGCAGCCCGCCGGGAUCACGAGGAGUGAUUCUAUCGAAGUGAUUAGCCGGGCUACAAUGGCGGAUAAUGAUGAUCUUCUGGAUUACGAAGAUGAGGAACAGACUGAGCAGGUAGUCGACGGAAGCGGAGAUGUUCCUGCUAAGAAGGAGGUGAAGGGCACGUAUGUCUCCAUUCACAGCAGUGGGUUUAGAGACUUCCUUCUCAAGCCGGAGAUUCUUCGUGCCAUUGUCGACUGUGGCUUUGAACAUCCAUCCGAAGUACAACAUGAAUGUAUCCCUCAAGCGGUUCUUGGCAUGGAUAUACUGUGUCAAGCGAAAUCGGGUAUGGGAAAAACAGCCGUAUUCGUAUUAGCUACUCUUCAACAGCUGGAAUUAACGGAGAAUCAAGUCUACGUCUUAGUAAUGUGUCACACUCGAGAAUUGGCUUUCCAAAUCAGUAAAGAAUACGAGAGGUUUAGCAAGUACAUGCCACAUGUAAAGGUUGGCGUAUUUUUCGGUGGUUUACCUAUCCAGAAAGAUGAAGAGGUCUUGAAAACUGUAUGUCCUCAUAUCGUUGUCGGCACUCCCGGUCGUAUCCUCGCCCUUGUACGGAACAAGAAACUGAAUCUGAAACACCUGAAACACUUUAUACUGGACGAAUGCGACAAAAUGCUCGAAUUAUUAGAUAUGCGCCGGGACGUACAGGAAAUAUUCAGAAGCACACCGCACAGCAAGCAAGUCAUGAUGUUCAGUGCCACCCUGUCCAAGGAGAUACGUCCUGUCUGCAAAAAGUUCAUGCAAGAUCCCAUGGAGGUCUAUGUCGAUGACGAGGCAAAGCUCACUUUGAACGGUCUCCAGCAACAUUACGUUAAAUUGAAGGAGAACGAGAAGAACAAGAAGUUGUUUGAACUACUUGACGUUCUUGAGUUUAAUCAGGUUGUCAUAUUUGUGAAGUCUGUACAAAGAUGUAUGGCUUUAGCGCAACUUUUGACGGAACAGAAUUUCCCUGCGAUCGGGAUUCAUCGGGGCAUGACGCAGGAGGAGCGACUGUCCAGAUAUCAACAGUUCAAAGAUUUCCAGAAACGUAUCUUAGUGGCGACAAACUUGUUCGGACGAGGUAUGGAUAUAGAACGUGUCAACAUUGUAUUCAACUAUGAUAUGCCAGAAGAUUCCGACACAUAUCUGCAUAGAGUGGCACGCGCUGGUCGUUUUGGUACAAAGGGUCUUGCUAUUACAUUGGUGAGCGAUGAAAGUGACGCCAAAAUAUUAAAUGAUGUUCAAGAAAGGUUUGACGUAAAUAUUACAGAAUUACCGGACGAAAUCGAUCUCGCUUCAUACAUUGAGGGACGAUGAAUUAAAAUGCACUAAGUCACAAUAUUUUUUAAGGCACAUAAUUUAAUAACGUCUUAUUCCACCUAUUCAUAACACAAGGAUGGGCACCAAAUAAUAAUUACGAUAUAUAAAAGAAAUGUAAUUGCAUUCACUGCAAAAAGUCGUGUUUUGUAUAAGUUUAUCCGCUCUUCUUAAUGAUAUCGAAUACUAUAUAUGAUCGAUUGACGUAAUCGUACCAUAAUAAUACUAAUCUAAUCAUAGCUAUUCUGACAGCCAUACAAUAAAAGCUAUUAAUAAAAAUGUA
Temnothorax curvispinosus is the source of this 1693-nucleotide messenger RNA. RefSeq names its product ATP-dependent RNA helicase WM6 (gene Hel25E). Bases 136 to 1410 code for a protein of 424 amino acids. The record is from RefSeq and is a predicted model, not a curated record. Lineage: Eukaryota; Metazoa; Arthropoda; Insecta; Hymenoptera; Formicidae. The transcript has 11 exons. Gene Ontology annotation, biological process: mRNA export from nucleus; mRNA splicing, via spliceosome. Gene Ontology annotation, molecular function: RNA helicase activity; RNA binding; ATP binding.